GAAGUUAAAGCAGCAUCAGUCCCAUCAAGCCCCUCCCCCACCUACCAGAGCUCAGCACUGACCACACCAAAACCCAAAGCUCAUCAGCUGAGCAUCAAGACGUUCUCCAGUCCAACUCAGUGUACACACUGCACCUCACUGAUGGUGGGACUCCUCCGCCAGGGCUACGCCUGCGAAGUGUGUUCCUUCAUCUGUCACGUUACCUGUAAAGACCACGCCCCCCUAGUCUGUCCAAUCCCAGCAGAGCAGGCCAAGAGGCCUCAGGGCAUCGACGUCCAGAGAGGCAUCGGCACUGCGUACAAGGGAUUUGUCAGGGUUCCUAAGCCCAGCGGCGUAAAGAAGGGCUGGCAGCGAGCGUUCGCUGUGGUCUCUGACUGUAAACUGUUUCUCUAUGAUGUCCCAGAGGGGAAGUCCACGCAGCCAGGUGUGGUGGCCAGUCUGGUCCUAGACCUCAGAGAUGAGGAGUUCUCCGUAAGCUCUGUCUUGGCAUCAGAUGUGAUCCACGCCACCAGGAAAGACAUCCCCUGCAUCUUCAGGGUGACAUCAUCGCAGCUGAUUUCGCAGAUCUCGUCUGUGUCUCUGCUGGUCCUGGCAGAGAGUGAGCUGGAGAAGAGAAAGUGGGUCCGGAUCCUCGAGAGUCUGCAGAGCAUCCUGACCAAGAACCUGCUGAGGAGCCAGCCGGUCCAUGUUCUGCACGAGGCCUACGACGCUUCACUCCCGGUCAUAAAGACCACGCUGUCAGCUGCUGUGAUCGAUCGAGAGAGGGUCGCUCUGGGGACAGAAGAUGGACUGUUUGUGGUGGAGGUCACCAGAGACGUGAUUGUGCGAGCAGUCGACAGUAAGAAGGUUUAUCAGAUCGAUUUGAUCCCGAAGGAGAAAAUCGUGGCUCUGCUCUGUGGUCGCAAUCGUCACGUUCACCUUCUCCCCUGGGGGGUGCUGGAGGGCGCAGAGCCUGCCUUUGACUUUAAGCUGGCAGAAACCAAAGGUUGCCAGGCUUUGACCACAGGGGUGCUCCGACCUGGAGGACCCGCCUGCCUGCUGGGUGCUGUCAAACGCCAGGUUCAGUGCUACGAGAUCACUCGUGCAAAGCCCCACCAUAAGAAGCUGUGGGAGGUUCAGGCUCCCGGUUCGGUGCAAUGGUUGGGUAUGGUGAAGGAGCGGCUGUGUGUCGGGUAUCCUUCGGGCUUUGCUCUGCUGGCCCUGCAGGGCGAGUCUUCCCCCAUCAGUCUGGUGAGCCCUGGUGACCCGUCGUUGGCCUUCCUGUCCCAACAUCCCCUGGAUGCACUGCAUGCCCUGGAGGUCGGAUCCAAUGAAUUGCUGCUCUGCUUCAGCCAGCUCGGCAUCUAUGUGGAUGGACAGGGCCGCCGGUCCCGAACCCAGGAACUGAUGUGGCCUGCCACACCGCUUGCUUGUA
Molecule: messenger RNA, 1414 nt
Organism: Paralichthys olivaceus (Japanese flounder)
Lineage: Eukaryota; Metazoa; Chordata; Actinopteri; Pleuronectiformes; Paralichthyidae
Source: RefSeq, a predicted model, not a curated record